Orussus abietinus is the source of this 2836-nucleotide messenger RNA. Its product is annotated as zinc finger protein 2-like. Bases 1 to 2019 code for a protein of 672 amino acids. The record is from RefSeq and is a predicted model, not a curated record. The transcript has 3 exons. NCBI's taxonomy places the organism in Eukaryota, Metazoa, Arthropoda, Insecta, Hymenoptera, Orussidae.
AUGGGUCCUGAGACUGUAAAGAAGAACCAUCAUCCCGAGAAGCUGCACAUUCUGAGAAUGGGGUACAUUAUCGAGGAAGCCAAGAGCAAGAAGUCUGCAGACAUCGCCGAGGAGGAGGAACAUCCUCUGCGCAUAACUCGUCUUAAAUCUCUGCAAAGGAGAGAAGGAAGAGAAGCAUUAAACGGACCUCGGGGUAAAGGGGACAAAAAAAGGAAAUUAAUACAAUCCUUCGAAUGCAACAUUUGCCAGCGCAAGUUCCCCAGGAAGACGAUGUUAGUGUACCACAUGAACAGCCACAAGUACGAGUGUCCCGAGGCUGCAUGUAAGGAGACUUUCAAGCUGAAGAAGGUCCUGAAGAGGCACAUAGAGAAGAUACACGGCCCUUCCCUGUACUCCUGCAGUGUGUGCGAGUACAAGAGCAACAACAAGUGCACCCUGAACGACCAUUUCGUAAGGAAACACACGAGCAACUUCGAGUUCCCCUGCACCCUCUGCAGCAAGCAAUUUAAGAUAAAGAACUCCCUUAAGCAGCACAUGAACCAAAUGCAUGGGGACAAUCCGCCAAUAGUAUGCACGAUUUGCGGGCACUCCUGUAAAAAUGUCCCGGCCAUUAAAGCGCACAUUAAGUACCGGCAUUUCCAGCCAGCUUACAAGUGCAUGCUGUGCAAAAGAGGUCUGACGACUAAGGAGAAUCUGGAGCAACAUUUGAUUUGGCAUGAAAGGAAGGAGAAGGUGGUCUGUCCGACUUGUGGGAAGACUUUCGGAGAGAAGAGAGACCUCGAUAUGCAUCUCAGGAUUCACCUGGGCAUCAGGCCCUACUCCUGUCCCGUAUGUAGCAAGACAUUCACCAGGAAGACUGGACUGGAGCAGCACCUUCUCAUCCACACGGGGAAAAAGCCCUACACGUGUGAUAUCUGUAGUCACACGUUUGCCCAGAAACCUGGUCUGAUUUGUCACAGGAAAAAGCACCCUGGCCCGUUACCUCCUUUGCCAGUCAUUUCUAUUAAGAACAUUGUCAACGAAUUUACGCAGGAGAUGGCAAAUCUCUCUUUGGUCCAAUUGGGCCUGGACGACCCGCUGGACAUCAAAGACGUCGACCUCCUGCAAUCUCCUGACGCCAAGAAGAGAUCCACCAAGUUCCGAAGAUUCCUGGCCAGCGAGGACGAAGAUAACAAGAGGUAUCAGUGCGACAACUGCGGUAAAAAGUACUGCCGGGAGAAAUCCUUCCUACUCCACCUUAAGCGGCACUCUUACAUGUGCAAGCUCUGCAACUCGACGUUCAACCUUAAGAGCAGCUUGAAGCACCACCUGGAGGACGUCCACGGCUCGGCGACCUACGAGUGCAACAUAUGCGAGUACAAAAGCGACAAAAAGUGGACCCUGAAGGACCACCUAGUGCGAAAACACGCGGACGACUUUCGCUUCUGCUGUAAAUUCUGCGGGAAGAAGUUCAAAGUUAAGAACAACCUCCGACAGCACGUCCACCUAAUGCACAACGAAGGCCCGCCGAUACUUUGCGACCUCUGCGGACACGUCAGUAAAAACCUCCACUCCCUGAAGUCGCACAUGAGGUUCGUCCACGAGAACGCCGUGUACACGUGUAAGAUAUGCAAAAGGCGUCUGGUAUCGAAGAGAGGUCUCGAACGUCACAUGGUCUGGCACGAGACCAAGGAAAGGAUCGUCUGCGAACAGUGCGGAAAGACCUUCCACAUCCGUUACGACCUCGACGUGCACAUGCGCUCUCACACAGGGGACAAGCCUUACAAUUGUACCGUCUGCAAGCAAACCUUCGCCAAAAGGAACACCCUGCGACAGCACUUGCUCAUUCACACCGGUCUGAGACCUUACGUAUGCGACAUUUGCGGGAAGUCCUUCACCCAGAAACCGGGACUCUCCAGCCAUCGGAAGUCUCACCCGGGAUCGCACCCUCCGUUGCCCAGCGUCUUCAUAGAGAACAUUAUUAAGGAUCUCGAUACGCAGGAGAAACAUCAGGGGAGGAGAAGGCCAAAGCAGGAAUAGGCCGCCGAAUUUUCGCAGCCCUUAAACGGAAAUUAGGGUGGGUCAUCUUCGCCCGACACCGUCAUAUCGUAAAUCUCCACAUUGCAUAUGCAAUCCGACACUUGUCGCGUACCCACGUGUAAGCAGUUGCGAUCAAUCAUAGUCGGAGAGGCAAGAAAAGGUGUCGAUAUAUGUUUCCCCCAAAAGAUACGUUUAUUUUCUUUCUUAUUAAAUAUAUUUAUGAUAUGAUGUCGUCGGCUCGAAAUUACCUAAUUUCCGUUUAUGGGGUAAGGUGACGGUGGAAGUGGCGGCUGAGAAGCCAAUCAUUAUGGAGCUUUUUUAGGCGGGUCGGAUCGUCCGAAAAUUUUCCCACGUUAACGUAGGAGUCUCGAGGAAGGUCCUGGCACUCGUGGAAUGCCAUUCAAGAUAUUUGCUUUCGAACAAUCUUUUGCAUUUUUUUUUUUUAUACAAAGGAAUGAAAUCUUAAGGGGGUCCGGACUUUCCUUAGAGUAAUCCAGGUUUGUGUGGAAAAGCUUCAAACGAUUCGAUACUCCCGAUUCGGAGGAAAGUUUCAUCAACGAGGACUCCUUGGCGGCGCUUAAACGUCACCUUAACACUUGUUUCUUUUACAAUCUGAUUCGACAUUUAUAUUUUAUAUCUUGGAAACCUUAGGUCUAGGUCGACAACUGGCGAAAGCAUCGGGGGAAAAUUCUUUUCUGUGGCUCUAGGAGAUAUGUACGGAACCUUAUCGAAGCGCUAAAGCUUUCCGAUAACUGGGAAUUGAUUCUUAUCACUGUAUCUUAGAUAACGUGUAUUCUGUCAGAGAAUAAAUUGUAAA